This is a messenger RNA of Varroa destructor (honeybee mite), 2723 nucleotides long. Its product is annotated as DNA-(apurinic or apyrimidinic site) endonuclease 2-like. The record is from RefSeq and is a predicted model, not a curated record. Gene Ontology annotation, molecular function: phosphoric diester hydrolase activity; double-stranded DNA 3'-5' DNA exonuclease activity; DNA-(apurinic or apyrimidinic site) endonuclease activity. Gene Ontology annotation, biological process: base-excision repair. NCBI's taxonomy places the organism in Eukaryota, Metazoa, Arthropoda, Arachnida, Mesostigmata, Varroidae. Gene Ontology annotation, cellular component: nucleus.
AUACAGGUUUUACUUAAAUAACUGAUUUUUAGUCUAGAUUUACUUCAACGGAAAUUUUUGACUGCUGUCUCGCGCCAAUUUCAAAUAAUCUGUUUUGUAAAUAAAAUACUCUGUGUUUGGGGCCCGUUAAUAUGCGAUUUACGAAUUACAGCCAAAACCCGUUAUUAAAGUGUCCCAUAGAAGAUUUUUUGUAAGCUGGAAUAAAAAAAACGAGUUUGAACAUAGUUCGUAGAAGCCGUAUGUUCUCGAGGUUGACAAAAAGCCAGCGACCUUGCAUUUACAUGAAAAUGUUUUUGAUGCGAUGAUCUACCGGAAGUAAGUUUAAACAAAGCUUUAAAUUAGACGUGAAAUGAAUAUCACGGUUUGACUAUCCUUUUGAAAUGUCUAAAGUCAUCGAAUGCGUCAACAAAGGUAAUACACAUCUUCUGGUUCAAUUUUUCCACAGCAAGGUAUUUUUCACCAAACUGAAUAUAUUUGCCAUUUCGUGUCAGUAUAAAUUUAUGCCCGCAUUAUCCAUUUAUUGUACUACAAAGCAUUAUUUGUUAGAUCUUAACAGGAUGUAAAUUUGCCCCAGGACGCCUCACUUCUGUUUACAAAUAUAAUGACGUUUACAAGACCGCCAGCGUAGGUACCAAUGUUUGAAAUAUACGUGUAUCAUAUGUUUUAUCAGACGUGCUACUGUUGUGUGAACAGAAUUCCAAGGAAAUAGAAAAACCCAGUUGUUCUGAUUGAAAACGUUAGAGGACGUCACCUAUACUGAAAACGGACGACAUCGUAAUGAAAUGAAUUAAAACAUAGAUGAAAAUCGUUACGUGGAAUAUUAAUGGAUUGCGCACUUUUAAAGGGUUCCUUAGAGAAACACUGGACGCUUUUAAGGCCGAGGUUAUAUGUUUCCAGGAAACUAGAACAAACAGAUCUACUUUGGAAUCCGACCUGGCGUGUGUUUCCGGCUAUAAUUCGUAUUUCGCUUUCCCGCGUGCCUUAACCGGUUACUCAGGGGUUGCCACGUUUUCAUCGGAUAAAUUGCGACCCUUCGCUGUUAAUGAGCUUCUACAAAGGUGUACCGAUGAAGGAAUCGAAGCAAUGGACAUGCUCAUGGACGUUCCUCGUUCGAUGGGGGACGACGACCCAACAAGUUUUAUCGAUCCCAAAGAGAUCGCUAAUAUUGACUCUGAAGGACGUUGUAUUGCCUUGCUCUAUAAGUUCUCAGAUAAAAAUGGCGGCUUGCAUUCUCUUGUCAUAUUUAAUCUCUACUGCCCCCGAAAUGAUCCAGAUAGGCCGGAACGAGCUGAAUUUAAGCGUAACUUUAAUGCCAUGUUGGAACACCAGGCGCGAAAUCUUGUGACAAAAGGAUACCAUGUCAUACUUGCUGGAGACAUGAACAUUUCGCAUAAGAGAAUCGACAACUGUGAUCCUUCUGAAGAAUUUGAGUCGGCUCCAGAACGGAUCUGGAUGAGUAAGCUACUCGAUAGAUCUCAGAGUGUUCAUUUUGUGGAUGUAUUCCGCCAUUUCCAUCCUUUUGAAACAGAACAGUACACAUGCUGGAAUUCGCAGAAAUCUGCCAGAGUGACAAAUUUCGGCACCCGAAUCGAUUACAUCAUCUCGGACGCGGAAUUAAUAAAAUAUUUCACUAGCUGUGAUAUUCAUGCAGAUAUCACAGGAUCAGAUCAUUGUCCCGUGUCUGCCGUAUUAAAUAUAAAUCUAGUGUCGGCAGAAAAAGUUCCUAAAAAAUGUACGCGUUUCUGGCCAGAGUUUUCAGGCAUACAAACAUCCCUUAAAGUAUUUCUCGUAAAGACUAGUCCCACACAAUCGCUGAACUCGGUUAAGAACGGAGCACUCCGCAAGCGACCAGCUGAAACUCAGUCAAAAUUAAAUGCAUUUUUUGUAAAAAAGUAUAAGCAUUCUCUCGAUGAUCAGAAAGCUGGUGUUGAAAUUAAUAGCGCCGAUGCAGGUAGUCAAGCUGUAUUUUUAAAUACAUCAAACGAAGCACACAAGCAAGAAUUAGAGACAACCUCUAAAACGGUUCAACGUAAAGCACAACUGAACCCUAGUUGGAAAAAUAUUCUUAAAGGACCACCUUCAGCUCCGACAUGCUCUGGCCAUGGCGAAACUUCCGUUAUGCGAAUUGUUAAAAAGGAUGGGCCCAAUAAAGGGCGAAAGUUUUUUUGUUGUGCUAGGCCGGAAGGAGCUGCUAGCAAUAAGGAAGCUAGAUGCCAAUUCUUUGUUUGGAUAUAGGCUCUGAAGUUAUUGAGCAUUUGUUGACAUUUAUUCAAGUCAUUCAGAAAUACUCAACAAUUGAGAUCUAAAAAAAUAAGUAACAAAAAACGCAUAUGACUAUCCUAGGUCCCAAAGGUCACUUGUCGGGAGAGUUUUACCAUAGACCAAUACUAGACUGCGGUGAUAGACCUAAACGCUAAUGAAUUGAACUUUGAAUUAGUUAAACAUACGCAUGCUAUAUGUAAUGUCAGUUAAGUUAUAUAUAUAGUCAAUAAAGUUUUUCUAUUAAACACAUUUAAUAGAUGGAAUAGUCGAAACGGGCAAAAAAUGCUGCAUUACUGAAUAAUAGGAUUUCUGAAUAAUAGGAAGGAAUAACUACGGCACCUUAAAUUUAAUGGCAAACUGAUCAUCCAUUGGAAAGUCUUCCACUGCUACCUACAAAGAUCUUUCGCGAGCUGUCACAUUGUACACAGCAUGUAUGCCUCAUAUGUACCUAUAUUGACGAU